AUGGACUCGCAUUCGGGUUCAUCUUCGUCUUCAAAUAAGAUCUAUUCGUACCGAGAAGAAGAAAAGAGAGACAAACUUGCCUCAAAUUUUUAUUCUGCACUCCAUUCUGUUCGUAAACUUCCAAUGAAACAGGUGAAGAAACCAAUAGCACCUUUUCCACCAACCCCACCAAAAAUCUACAAGGUAGAUCCUGUUAAUUUUAAAGAGGUUGUUCAGAAACUUACUAGUGCAACUGAGUCCCAAUCAACUAGGCUGCAGGAGGUGGCGCCGCCGCCUCUCAGCCUUUCUCCACCAUGGCAGCAGCCUCUAGUUCAUCCUAAUCAAGAUAAAACGCCACCAGGUUCCAACUUCAGUGAUUUUAUGAUUGAAACAUACGAGUAA
This is a messenger RNA of Fraxinus pennsylvanica, 381 nucleotides long. NCBI's taxonomy places the organism in Eukaryota, Viridiplantae, Streptophyta, Magnoliopsida, Lamiales, Oleaceae. The record is from the annotation of a GenBank genome assembly.